Messenger RNA from Solanum tuberosum (potato), 2255 nucleotides. Its product is annotated as guanylate-binding protein 5-like. Lineage: Eukaryota; Viridiplantae; Streptophyta; Magnoliopsida; Solanales; Solanaceae. The record is from RefSeq and is a predicted model, not a curated record. Gene Ontology annotation, molecular function: GTPase activity; GTP binding. The transcript is spliced from 16 exons. Bases 22 to 1977 code for a protein of 651 amino acids.
GAUUUAUUCUUUUUUCUUUAAAUGUUGGUUUUUUACCUCUACCCAACAUCAAGAAUGAAGCUUUAUUAUGGAAUCAGUGUUUUCUCCUUCAUUUUAUGUGUUUUGGUACCUGGGUCUUUUUCCUUUGAUAAUUUUCAUCAACCGUUUCCCAUUGUAGAGCCUGAUUCUGGUCACACAAAACUUCGCCUUGCGAGAGAAGGACUUGAGGCAAUAGAGAGGAUAACAACACCCAUUGCAUCUGUCGCUGUGAUUGGUCCAUACCGUUCAGGAAAAUCGUUCCUCCUUAAUCAGCUUCUUUCCCUCUCUUGUAAUGAAGGUUUUGGUGUUGGGCAUAUGCGUGAUACUAAGACAAAAGGAAUAUGGGUUUGGGGUACUCCUAUAGAGUUGGACAUCAAUGGAGUUAAAACUUCUGUUUUCUACCUUGACACUGAAGGUUUUGAAACUGUUGGAAAGUCAAAUGUAUAUGAUGAUCGGAUUUUUUCCCUUGCAACUGUUCUGAGUUCCGUGCUUAUAUAUAAUCUACCUGAGAUGAUCCGUGAAGCUGACAUAUCGCGACUAUCAUUUGCCGUUGAACUUGCUGAAGAGUUCUAUGGAAGGUUCAAUUCUAACCAGUUGUUUCAAAAGUUUCACAUAGGACUUUUGUGUUCUAAGUUAUUCACAGAAGAUUCUUUUCUGACCCUGUUGUUUCAUCCAUGUUUAUCGCUCUCCCUGGAACCCAGAGUGAAGGGGCAAGACGUUGCUUUCGAACCAGCAAAACUCCUAUGGCUUAUCCAGCGUGAUUUCCUACAAGGAAAAUCUGUGCAAGAAAUGGUCAACGAAGCUCUACGACGAGUCCCUAAUAGUGAUGGUGACAAGAAUAUUGAUAAGGUGAAUCAGAUUCGAGAUUCAUUAGCAGUAAUGGGCGACAAUAGCACAGCCUUUAGCUUACCACAACCUCAUCUUCAACGUACAAAGCUUUGUGACAUGAAAGAUGUUGAACUGGAUCCUGAUUAUGUCAAGAAGAGGGAGCAAUUGAAAGAAGUUGUUGCAUCUAUCGUUCGUCCAAAGAUUGUCCAGGGUAAAUUUCUCAAUGGGAAGGAGUUUGUAUCGUUCCUUGAGCAGAUACUUGACGCCUUGAAUCAAGGAGAGAUUCCAUCUACGGGCUCCCUUGUGGAGGUUUUCAACAAGGGUAUUCUAGAGCGGUGUUUAAAACUGUACACCGAGCAGAUGGCUAAAGUAGUUUUACCAAUGCAAGGGGAGUCUUUACAGAAAGCUCAUGAAGAGCAGAGAGACACAACAAUGGAAGUUUUUGAUGAACAACAUUUUGGUCGUCGUCAUGCAAGGAAAUCAGUCGAUCAAUUGGAAGAGGAGAUUGAAAAGGUGUAUAAGAAUAUCAAGUUGGCAAAUGAAUAUCAGUCCUCAAUGCUGUGCGAGGCGUUGUAUACUAGAUGCGAGGACAAAAUGGAUGAACUUCAGGCCCUCAGACUUCCUUCAAUGGCCAAAUUCAACACUGGCUUCCUCCAAUGCAACCAAAGUUUUGAAAGAGAAUGCGUUGGACCUUCUAAAAGCAACUAUGAACAGCGGAUGAUCAAGAUGUUGGGAAAGUCAAAAUCUCUAUUCAUUAAGGAAUAUAAUCAGAGACUGUUCAACUGGCUGGUGGUUUUCUCACUUGUCAUGGUGGUGUUAGGGCGGUUCGUUAUAAAGUUCUUUCUGGUCGAGAUUGGUGCAUGGAUACUCUUUAUCUUCUUAGAAACGUAUACGAGGAUGUUUUGGUCCGCUGAGUCGCUUUACUACAAUCCAGUCUGGCAUAAUUUUCUGGCAACUUGGGAAACACUUGUGUAUAAUCCUAUUCUUGAUUUGGACAGAUGGGCAAUUCCCAUUUGUGUGAUAGCUGCAAUAUUUGUGUUUUAUUGGCGAUGUUACGGGAGAAUGCAACAUGGUCCUAGGUGGUCAUUACCUGUGUACAGCAAUCGUAAAGAUCAGCGAAGAUCAGAGUAAUUGAAUGGUUUCCAUUUUUAUUACAAAGUCGGAGGCAGGCAGAUCAAGGGCGGGUUUGAAGGUUGAAUAUAUCCCAGCUAGACUACGUAUGUAUAUAUAUGCAAAAAAAAGAGAAGUGGAAAUAUACUUUAUACGUAUACGGUACAGAGGAUUGGCAGAACACCUCAACAGGUCAUGAACUUUGUUGUCACAGUUGAAGAUGUUGUAAUUCUAUUACUUACUAAUAUUCAAUAUCUCUUACUCUUUACAAAUUACAAUACAAAUAUGCAAAAAGCUUC